AUGCAUUUAAAAGGAUUUUUCAAGUUAAGAAAAUACAGUACGCAAGUGAAAACGACGAAAUUCUUCACUACACCUAUUUAUUAUGUAAACGCAAGCCCUCACAUCGGCCACCUGUACAGCUCGCUAAUAGCGGACGCGGCGCAACGAUGGCAGCGACUACUCGCCGUCGGUGCGGACAUAAAAUUUUCAACGGGCACCGAUGAACACGGAUCAAAAAUUCAACAAGCCGCCCGCCAGAACGGCGUCCCGGCGUCCGCCUAUUGCCGCACGAUUUCCACGCAAUUCGAAAAAUUGGCGCGCGAUUUCGACGUCGGUUACACCGACUUCACCAGGACCACCGCGGACAAUCACCGAAACACCGUCGAAUUGUUUUGGAAUACGCUAAGGAGUAAGGAUAGAUUUUAUUUAGCGAAAUAUGAAGGAUGGUAUUGCGUUCCCGAUGAGACGUUUCUGACUGAAUCUCAGCUGAAGGAAACCGUCGGGAGCGAUGGUAAAAAAUUGUUGGUGUCUAUCGAAAGCGGUCAUCCGGUCGAAUGGAGCAGCGAGGAGAAUUACAUGUUCAAAUUGAGCCAGUACCGAGACGAUCUUAUUUAUUGGCUUAAAACCAACGAAAAUUCCGUUCGACCGAAGAAAUUCCGCAAGAUAGCGCUUGAUUUCCUCCAUCAGGACGGCGGGCUCCAGGACCUCUCCGUCUCCAGGCCGACCAAGAGAAUUAAUUGGGGAAUCCCCGUUCCUGAUGAUCCUUCACACACGAUUUACGUGUGGCUGGACGCUCUCACCAAUUAUUUAACAGCAGCUGGCUACGGUACCGAUGCUUCCCAGUUCCAACAGUGCUGGCCUCCUGAUGUUCAGGUCAUCGGAAAGGAUAUACUGAAAUUUCAUGCCAUUUACUGGCCGGCGUUUUUGAUAGCAGCCGAUUUGGAACCACCAAGGACCAUAUUUUGCCAUUCCCACUGGACUGUGGAUAACGAAAAAAUGUCCAAAUCGAAAGGAAACGUCGUUUGUCCUUUCAAAACUGCUGAAACUUACACGACUGAUGGAUUUAGAUACUUUCUUCUACGCGAAGGAGUAGCCCACAGCGACGGAAAUUACAGCGAUUUGGCAGUGCUGAGAGCGCUCAACUCUGAGCUGGCCGAUACAUUUGGAAAUUUGUUAAACAGAUGCACGGGAUCCGCGUUGAAUCCCGAACAGAAGUUCCCGGAAAUCGACGUUGGCGCGUUGGAGGAAAUCCGACAAUCGGACGUCGCUAAAACGUUGAUGGAAAACGUGGAGAAUUUACCAGAAACCUGCAAGGAUCACUACGACGAGAUGAAUUUCUACAAAUCGAUCGACGCGAUCCUGGCGACUUUGCGGAGCGCGAAUUUGUUUUUCGAAACGUUGAGACCAUGGGAACUGGCAAAAGCGCAGGAAACUCGCCGAAAACUCGACACCGUGCUCCAUGUGACUCUGGAAACUUUGAGGAUAGCUGGCGUGUUGCUCCAACCUAUAACGCCGAAUAUAUCUAAAGUUUUAUUGGAUAAAAUUAAUAUCCCCGUGGGAGAAAGGACUUUUAUUCAUUCGAAGCAUAUUUCGUGGCGCGACAAGGAUUUCAAGGAGACGGAUUUGGCUCCCGGCAAAGUGGUUUUGUUCAAAAGAAUUGUUAGCGAUGACAAGAAAGCGAAAAGUAAAAAUUAA
Molecule: messenger RNA, 1674 nt
Organism: Phyllotreta striolata
Lineage: Eukaryota; Metazoa; Arthropoda; Insecta; Coleoptera; Chrysomelidae
Source: the annotation of a GenBank genome assembly